AUGCUCAGUGGAUAAAAGGCUUCUAGUCCCAGCUGGGAAAAUAGUUCCAUUAUCUCCCAGCUGCAUAGACCUUCCAUACGGCUCCGUUCUGCCUCGGUGAACACUGUGCCUUGCUGAGAGCUUGAAACAGUUCUGCAGAAAACUGUAAAGAUCCUGAGACAUUUCCCUGUUAAGAUCUCAGGUGGCUUUGGACCUGCCUUGCCCCGUGCUUUACUUCUUCCUCAUUAAGAUGCAGAGUCGUUCCCUCGGGACAUCUCAAAGUCAGGAUUUACAUGCCUGUAAAGUCCAGAAGGGAGCUGAAAAGGACCUGCCUCGAGUCACCAGAAGGACAGAGCUGUGAACGAGCAGACAGAAGCAGCUCUUCCACUGAAUAUCAAGGUAGUCACAGGAAGACACACUUUACUUUCCACUGAUUGGAUGGGAGGAAUUUUUGACCUUGGAAAGUGGAGAUGGUGUUGCUAUGGAAACUAAUACUUCUGCUGCCAUUCAUGAGCUGCAGCACAGGGGAAGAAACACUACAUGGUCCUAUUUUCAUGCAAGAGCCAUAUGAUAUCACUUAUUCCAUGGGCUCAGUGAAUCCAGAAGUCCUACUGAACUGUACAGCUAAAGGAUUUCCCCUCCCCAGCUACAGGUGGAAGCAAAAUGGCACAGAUAUUGAUCUUACCAUGAGUUAUCACUACAGGUUGGUUGGAGGCAGCUUGGCAAUCAAUAACCCACGUAAAAAACAGGAUAUUGGAACAUACCAGUGUUUGGCCACAAAUUCAUUUGGAACAAUUCUGAGCAGGAAGGCAAAGCUUCAAUUUGCAUAUCUUGAGAACUUUGAAAUGAAAACAAGAAGCACAGUGUCAGUCAGAGAAGGACAAGGAGUGGUUCUGCUCUGUGGUCCUCCACCACAUCACGGAGGCUUGUCUUUUGCAUGGACCUUCAACAAUAACACCUUAUACGUUCAGGAGGACAGACGGCGUUUUGUUUCACAAGAAACGGGAAAUCUGUACAUUGCCAAAGUAGAGCCAUGGGAUGUGGGCAAUUACACCUGUGUGGUGACCAACUCCAAGGCUGGGCAGAGUGUUCAGGGGCCGUCCACUCCCCUCACCCUGCGCAGUGAUGGUGUGAUGGGAGAGUAUGAACCAAAGAUUGAAGCACGUUUUCCAGAAACAACAUACGCAGCAAAGGGCUCAUCUGUUAAACUGGAAUGUUUUGCCCUUGGAAAUCCGGUCCCUAAUAUCAGCUGGAGGAGGUCUGAUGGAAGCUCACUGACAAAGAAAAUCAAACACGGCAAAAACAAAGGAGUUCUUGAAAUCCCAGAUAUUCAGCGAGAAGAUGAAGGCUCUUAUGAGUGCACUGCAGAAAACAUUCGAGGCAGAAACAUUGCAAGAGGUCAAUUAUUUGUCUAUGAACUCCCUGAAUGGGAUAAAAAAAUAGAAAGUGCCUUUCUGUCUCUCUAUGACAGUUUGUUUUGGGAAUGUAAGGCAAAAGGAAACCCAACCCCUUCCUACAGCUGGUUAAAAAAUGGCCAGCCUCUCAUGUCAGAGGAGAGAAUUCAAGUGGAAAAUGGAACUCUUAUCAUACCGAUGCUGAAUAUGUCAGACUCUGGCCUCUAUCAAUGUGUGGCAGAAAACAAGUACAAUACUAUUUAUGCCAGUGCUGAAUUGAGGGUCAUAGCGGCAGCCCCCGAUUUUUCCAAAAAUCCCGUGAAAAAAACAUCUGUUGUUCAAGUUGGUGGUGAAGUCACCAUUGGUUGUAGACCAAGUGCUUCUCCCAGAGCAGCUAUUGACUGGAGAAAGGGCCCCGAGGUGCUGCGCCUGAACAAAAGGGCCCUCUUACUGGAGGAUGGCAGUCUCAGGCUCUACAACAUCACCAAAUCAGAUGCUGGGGUGUACACUUGUAUAGCAACAAAUCAGUUUGGAGUUGCCAGAAAUUCAGGGAACCUGAUUGUGAAAGAAAGGACUGUAAUUACUAUUCCACCUUCUAACAUGGAUGUAACAGUUGGAGAAAGCAUAGUCCUUCCAUGCCAGGUUUCUCAUGACCCCUCCAUAGCUGUGGCGUUCACGUGGUCGUUCAAUGGCAACAAAAUUGACUUCAAAAGAGGAAUGCAUCAUUUUGAGAGAAUUGGAGGAGAAUCUGUUGGAGAUUUGAUGAUAAGAAAUAUUCAACUUCAUCAUACUGGGAAAUAUGUGUGCAUGGUGCAAACAACUUUAGACAGUCAAUCUACAGCAGUAGAUAUAAUUGUAAGAGGUCCCCCAGGCCCACCAGAGGAUGUUAGAGUUGAACAUAUUUCUAGCACUACUGCAGUGUUAUCCUGGAAAUCUGGAAUAGAUAACAAUAGUCCAGUCCAGAUCUACAGCAUUCAGACAAGGACUCCUUUCUCAGUUGGAUGGCAGGCAGUUUCAACAGUUCCUGAAGUCCUCAAUGGUAGGACUCACAAAGCAACAGUGGUUGACUUAAGCCCUUGGGUUGAGUAUGAGUUCCGUGUGGUUGCCAGCAACAGUGUUGGAACUGGGGAGCCGAGCAAGCCAUCAGCUCUACUGAAAACCAAAGCAGCAGUUCCCACAGUGACACCAACAAACGUCAGCGGAGGAGGAGGGAGCCGCUCUGAGCUGAUCAUCACAUGGGAGCCAGUGCCAGAAGAACUACAAAAUGGAGAAGGUUUUGGCUAUAUUGUUAUGUUUCGUCCUCUUGGCUCAACAACGUGGACAAAAGCAGCCGUGGCUCCCGUAGAAGCAAGUAAAUAUGUUUAUAGGAAUGAAAGCAUUACACCUCUGUCUCCUUUUGAAGUGAAAGUUGGCGUCUACAACAAUGAAGGAGAAGGGACCCUGAGCUCCGUAUCCAUUGUCUACUCUGGAGAAGAUGAGCCACAGAUAGCACCAGGAGGCACUUCAGCACUGAGCAUCUCGGCAGCGGAGGUGGAGGUCUCCUGGCAGCCCAUUGCAUGGAACAGGCACACAGGCAGGGUGCUGGGCUAUGAGGUUUUAUAUUGGACAGAUGAUCCCAAGGAAAGCACAGCUGGUAAAGUCAGAGUCAAUGGGAACAUAACAGCCCAAAAUAUCACAGGCCUAAAAGCUAACACAGUGUAUUUUGCAACAGUUCGGGCUUACAACACAGCAGGGAUGGGGCCCUCCAGCGCCCCGGUAAAUGUCACCACUAAAAAGUCACCUCCCAGUCAACCUCCAGCAAAUAUCGCAUGGAAACUGACAAAUUCCAAAAUCUGCUUGAAUUGGGAACACGUGAAAACAAUGGAGAAUGAAUCAGAGGUGCUAGGAUACAAAAUUUUGUACAGACAAAACAGACACAGCAAAGCUCAUAUACUGGAGACAAACAACAAUUCAGCUGAACUCCUGGUGCCAUUUGAAGAAGAUUAUCUCAUAGAAAUAAGAACCAUCAGUGAUGGUGGGGAUGGCAGCAGCAGCGAGGAAAUUAGGAUCCCAAAAAUAUCAAGUUUAAGCUCUGGAGGAAUAAAAUUGUCUCCAAGAGAACUGCAUAUGUUGACAUCUGGGAUCCUACUCUUGAGUUUUGUUCUUAUAUACUCUUUUCCUUCAUGACUGAAGCAAUGGACUCUAAAAAUCGAACUACCUGUAGAUUCUGUCUUAAUACUUUAUCACAACUAAAAUUUCCUGUAAAGAAAAAUAGUGGGGAUGGAGGGGGGGGGGAGACAGAGAUUGUACACAUAUAAGGAAAUGUAAAUAUUAAUAAUGCAUUAAUUUAAAAAUGUAAGCUUUGAAAUUCAUAGAUACAUAGGUACCAAAUAUAACUUGAAAUUGUGAAAAGAGUGAUCUCAAUUUUUUUUUUUUACUAAUUCUUACUGAAACUCCAACUUAAUGGUAUGGUAAAUGUGGAAGAUUUGCACCAGGAGGAAACUGAGAAGAGACUUGAAAUUGCUUGUGAUGUGGAUAUUAAUUAUCUCACGUUCUUCAAUGUAACCUCUAAACAAAAGCCACCAAAAAACAUUUCAAAUAAAUAACAGUUAGUUGUUUACUUUUGGUAUUACAGGAACUACCAUAGAAUGCAUUUUAUGAAGUAUAUUUGCAGGGGAACUGUUAGUUCAGGGCUUCGACUGGUAAUUGAACACCUGGUGAAGGGGUGUGCCUGGCCCAGACAACACAGGCAAAUUGUUUGCACCUGUACUCCCACUUAACCAGAAGGGUAGAGGCCCCCUGGGCUCAGAUAAGGGCCACUGCUGGAAGGAGAGCAUCUCUUGGACUUAGGCUGCUUCCUGAGGAGAUGUGCUGCCUACACAGGGAUCCUUUUCACCAACUGGGGAAAACAAGGGCUGCACCAGAACAGAGGAUGUCUUUCAGGAUGCUCCCACUACUGUAUCUUGGUGAUACUGUUGUGAUGUCUGCGUUGGCUGUGGCACAUUUCUGUGAUAACUGCAGUAAAGCCACGUAAUCACAACCAUUGAAGAGAGCCCAAGAAGGAUCAUGUAGGUUGUUGCCAAAGCUACUUUUAUUACUGACCAAAAAAAGAGAUCAAGCAAGAAAACAUUGAAUCAGACAUGGAUUGAAGCCAUGCAACCAGGAAGAAUUUGCCCUAGAUAGUGAUGAAAUUAACAUAAACCAUAAACAAAAUGAAGACACUUGCUAUUUUCACAUUCCCGUUUUGAAAUGAAAGUAAAGCAGAACAAACAAGAAACUAAAAUCAUAUGUAAAGUCUACAAUAUGUUUCUGCCUCAGAGCUGCAAUAACGAAGGCUCCUUCUUCUAAAGGAGCAAUCUUCAGCAGCUUCAUAUGUUUGACCCUGACUAAGUUUUGCAAUGAUGAAAGGAAGAAACAGAGGAGCUUCAGCCUCACCUUGGCAUAAUGAUCUAUUUUCAGGCUUUUCAUAAGAUCUAGAACCACCAGAAGUAGGAGCAGGAGAAGGCAAGAGAGGAAAGAG
Messenger RNA from Lagopus muta (rock ptarmigan), 4872 nucleotides. RefSeq names its product contactin-6-like. The record is from RefSeq and is a predicted model, not a curated record. Gene Ontology annotation, molecular function: cell-cell adhesion mediator activity. The transcript is spliced from 25 exons. NCBI's taxonomy places the organism in Eukaryota, Metazoa, Chordata, Aves, Galliformes, Phasianidae. The coding region runs from base 450 to 3539 and encodes 1029 amino acids. Gene Ontology annotation, biological process: cell-cell adhesion; brain development.